Messenger RNA from Hyla sarda, 3879 nucleotides. It is a transcript of the gene SMO, whose product is annotated as smoothened, frizzled class receptor. The coding region runs from base 1004 to 3454 and encodes 816 amino acids. Lineage: Eukaryota; Metazoa; Chordata; Amphibia; Anura; Hylidae. Gene Ontology annotation, biological process: positive regulation of smoothened signaling pathway; central nervous system development; commissural neuron axon guidance. Gene Ontology annotation, cellular component: cilium; dendrite; plasma membrane. Gene Ontology annotation, molecular function: transmembrane signaling receptor activity; patched binding. The record is from RefSeq and is a predicted model, not a curated record. The transcript has 12 exons.
GACAGUGGAGGAGGAAUAAGAACAGAACAGCCAUAACCAAAGCUGUUGGUUGUCUGGACAUGCUGGGAGUUGUAGUUUUGCCACAUUUGUAGAGCCAUAGUUUGAAGACAGUACUGUAUAGUGUGAGAUGGAGACAGUGGAGGAGGAAUAAGAACAGAACAGCCAUAACCAAAGCUGUUGGUUGUCUGGACAUGCUGGGAGUUGUAGUUUUGCCACAUUUGUAGAGCCAUAGUAUGAAGACCACUGUAUAGUGUGAGAUGGAGACAGUGGAGGAGGAAUAAGAACAGAACAGCCAUAACCAAAGCUGUUGGUUGUCUGGACAUGCUGGGAGUUGUAGUUUUGCCACAUUUGUAGAGCCAUAGUAUGAAGACCACUGUAUAGUGUGAGAUGGAGACAGUGGAGGAGGAAUAAGAACAGAACAGCCAUAACCAAGAUCAGAUUACAUUCUUCCACUCCGCUCCCUACUUCUUGUCCCAUCUUUCCUAAUAGAAGUUAUUCUGGAUCUACCUCAUCUACUGGAUGUUAGAACAUGUCUGUCCCCCAGUAAAGAUUCCAUAUACAGAAUAGGGAUGAUUUGGCCCCUGAUCUGGAGCUCUCCUGGUCCUAGACCCCUCUGAGAAGACACUUUCCUAAGUGUGAAGUAGUGUGAGAUGUGAGGAGGCAGAGAGUGGAGGAGGAGGCAUCAGCCAUAGCCGGGAUCAGAUUACAUUCUUUCACUCCUCUCCCCACAAAUCCCUUUCCUGCAACUUUUCUCCAUGGGGGAAGAAGUGGGUUGUUGUAGCUAAACAAGCUGCCUGUCCCAGGGAUCCGGAUGGGAGUUUAUGGCAUCUUGGCACGAUCUUAAGUUGUACUUCUGGAUUUUAGGAUCGUCUAAAGCAAAAUGGAGGAGGGCAAGCUGGGAGAGAGGGGGACAGCCGUGCACCCAUCCUGCUGAACUGGAGACAAAGCAGUGCUGCUGAAUGCAAUAGGCGCCCAGCGCUCCCAUCCUCCCCCUCUCCUAAACAUGUCCUCCUCUGUGGUGCGGAGCCUCUGCUGCAUCCUGGGGCUCUGCUUCUUCGGCUCCAUCUCCACAACUCGAGGGGCUCAGUUCAACGAGUCGUUUUACAUGGAUAGGUGUAAGAAGACCACCACUUGUGAGGCCAUGAAGUAUAACGCGUGCCUGGGCUCCGCUUUACCCUACACCCUGACGUCCACUAUCCUGGCGGAGGACUCCUCGUCUCAGGAAGAAGUUUUCGAUAAGCUCGUGCUGUGGUCUGGGUUACGGAAUGCUCCCCGCUGCUGGGAGGCGAUACAACCCCUGCUGUGUGCUGUGUACAUGCCAAAGUGUGAGGCUGGCAAAGUAGAGCUGCCAAGUCAAGGCUUGUGUCUGGCUACACGUGGCCCUUGCGCUAUUGUAGAGCGGGAGAGGGGCUGGCCGGAUUUUCUGAAGUGCUCCACAGAUCGGUUCCCCGAGGGUUGUCCGAACGAGGUGCAAAACAUCAAGUUCAACAGCUCAGGUCGUUGUGAAGCACCACUGGUCCGCACUGACAAUCCUAAGAGUUGGUAUGAAGACGUGGAAGGUUGUGGUAUUCAGUGUGAGAACCCCCUGUUUACUCCAAAGGAGCAUCAAGAGAUGCAUGUCUACAUCGCCAUAUUCAGCUCGGUCACUAUAUUUUUCACCUUCUUCACUCUGGCUACAUUUCUUUCAGAUUGGAAAAAUUCCAACCGAUACCCCGCUGUUAUCCUUUUUUACGUCAAUGCCUGUUUCUUCAUGGGCAGCAUUGGGUGGCUAGCUCAAUUCAUGGAUGGUGCCCGGAAAGAAAUUGUUUGUCGAGGAGAUGGCACCAUGAGACUUGGAGAACCCACAUCAAAUGAAACGCUUUCCUGUGUCAUUAUAUUUGUCAUUGUCUACUACUCCAUGAUGUCAGGGGUGAUCUGGUUUGUCAUGCUCACAUAUGCUUGGCACACAUCCUUCAAAGCCCUGGGCACCACUCACCAGCCACUUUCUGGCAGGACCUCAUACUUCCAUUUGAUCACCUGGUCCAUUCCCUUUGUGCUGACUGUGGCUAUCCUGGCAGUUGCUCAGGUGGAUGGUGACUCUGUGAGCGGUAUUUGCUUUGUGGGAUACAAAAACUACAGGUAUAGAGCUGGCUUUGUCUUGGCUCCAAUCGGAAUUGUUCUGAUUGUUGGAGGUUACUUCCUUAUCCGAGGUGUAAUGACGCUGUUCUCCAUCAAAAGCAAUCACCCUGGAUUACUUAGUGAGAAAGCAGCCAGUAAAAUCAAUGAGACCAUGCUGCGGCUAGGAAUAUUUGGAUUCUUGGCAUUUGGUUUUGUGCUCCUCACCUUUACCUGUCAUUUCUAUGACUUCUUCAACCAAGCAGAGUGGGAACGGAGUUUCCGUGAAUAUGUUUUAUGUGAAGCCAAUGUGACCAUUGCCUAUGAGACCAACAAGCCGAUUCCAAAGUGUGAAAUAAAGAACAGGCCCAGCCUUCUUGUAGAGAAGAUUAACCUCUUUGCCAUGUUUGGAACUGGCAUAGUUAUGAGCACAUGGGUGUGGACCAAAGCAACAAUUAUAAUCUGGAGGAGAGCCUGGUGCAGGAUUUUGGGACGUAGUGAUGAUGAACCCAAGAGAAUCAAGAAAAGUAAGAUGAUCGCAAAGGCAUUUUCCAAACGGAAGGAGCUGCUAAACAACCCGGAGAAGGAACUAUCCUUUAGUCUGCACACAGUAUCCCAUGAUGGACCAGUUGCUGGUUUGAACUUUGACAUCAAUGAGCCAUCAGCUGAUAUGUCUUCUGCAUGGGCACAACAUGUUACAAAGAUGGUGGCUAGAAGAGGAGCCAUUUUACCACAGGAUGUGUCUGUAACUCCAGUGGCAACUCCAGUGCCUCCUGAGGAUAGAGAAAACGUGUGGUUAGGAGACGCAGAUAAUCCUUAUGGGGUAGAAAAGAAGAAUAAAAAGAAAAAAAGGAGAAGGAAGAAAGAGAUCAGACCAGUGGAGGAAACAAGGUGUAUGGACGGCUACCCAUCUCGGACAUCAACUGCUGUGCCGCGUCUUCCAAAGCUCCCUUCUAAACCUGGUCUGGUGACUAGGCCUAGAGAGCCACAGGAAAUUGAAGAAGUUCUUCCAGGAUCAUACAGAGAGUAUAGGAGGUGGCCACCUCUACAGGGUAGUCUAUACCAUGCUGAGAACAUGGAUGACCGUCAUGGAUACAGAAGAUACACUCACACAAAUGUAAUGUCUCAUCCCUAUUCUGCUGAUGAGUUACCCAUUGCUGAACAGAGCAAUGUUCAAUUCAUCCCUCAACCAAAGCGUGAUGGAACAUUCCAGCUUUCAAGUGGGAAUUCUCAUCUAUAUAAUAUGGGGAAUGGGCAUCGUACUGAAAGAACUCAAACUAGAAGAGCAGGAAUGCCUCCAAUGCACUCCAGAGCAAACCUUAUGGAUGCAGAGCUAAUGGAUACAGACUCUGAUUUCUAGUGGCUAGGUAGACAUGUUCCAGACUUUCCCGAAAGCACAGAGUGGAUGAUAGAUGCAGGCUGAGCCCUUUACAUCCUUUUUGUGCUGACUGACAUUUGUCAGAGAUGGAAAUACAUGUUGGUGUCAAAUGAUAACUGAACAUGGAUAUUUUUAAAAGAAGAAAUGGAAUAUUUGACAGGACUAUCUGGGAUUGACAGGAAUUGUUCAUCAGUGGAAUCUUUUUACUGUUCAUUCAUAAGCAGCUAUACAGAGCACUCUUCUAUUCAUGUGUACAGUUUAUCUAACGGAGGAUGUUCUGUAGGACAUUUAUUUAUUAUGUACAGAACAAAUAUUUUGUCCUAAUUAAAAUGGAAUUUCUGAACAAAUGCAUAAUAACUAGGACAGGUUGAAAUCCGUAUUAAAGGGGUUAUCCAGGAAUAGAAAAA